Parascedosporium putredinis is the source of this 1536-nucleotide messenger RNA. NCBI's taxonomy places the organism in Eukaryota, Fungi, Ascomycota, Sordariomycetes, Microascales, Microascaceae. The record is from the annotation of a GenBank genome assembly.
AUGGCUGACGCCGGUGAAUCCACGGGCCCUUCAAAGAGCGCCUUGAAGAAGGCUGAGAAGCAGGCCAAGAUGGCGGCGGAGAAGGCCGCGAAGGCGGCCAAGCAGGCGGCGCUCCUCGAGGACUUUCCUCAAUGGUACCAGGAGGUUGUCCUCAAGGCCCAGAUGAUCGACUACUAUAACGAAAUUUCGGGCUUCUACAUCCUGCGCCCCGCAGCGAUGUAUGUCUGGAACACGAUCCGAAGGUGGUUCCAGGAGCGCAUUGAGCUUAUGGGAGUCGAGGAAACCAGCUUUCCUAUGUUCUUGUCCCAGGCCUCUUUCGAAAAGGAAAAGGAUCACGUCGAGGGUUUUGCUCCCGAGCUGGCGUGGGUCACAAAGGCUGGCGAUAAAGAACUUGAGGUUCCCGUCGCGGUCCGUCCUACAUCUGAGGCUGUCAUGUACCCCUAUUACUCGAAAUGGAUCAGGACACAUAGGGAUCUUCCCUUCCGCCUAAACCAGUGGAACAACGUUGUUCGAUGGGAAGCCAAGCAGACCACUCCUUUCCUCCGUUCGCGAGAGUUCCUUUGGCAAGAAGGCCAUACCGCCCACCUUACUGAAGAGCUUGCUGGGAAAGAGGUCCUUGAAAUCCUUGAGCUUUAUGCCGGUGUGUAUGAGCAGCUUCUAGCCGUCCCUGUCGUCCGCGGCCGCAAGACGGAAAAUGAAAAGUUCGCCGGUGGUUAUUACACCACAACUGUCGAGGGAUACAUCCCUUCGAAUGGCCGAGGCAUUCAGGGAGCCACCUCUCACUGUCUUGGUCAGAACUUCAGCAAAAUGUUCGACAUCAAGGUCGAGGAUCCGGAGGUCAAGGGCCAGCAUAUCAAUGUGUGGCAGAACUCCUGGGGUCUCUCUACCCGAGUUAUCGUCGGAAUCACAAAGAACACCACCCCCGAGGAACGAGAGAACCUCGAUAAGAGGCUGGAGGAGAUCAACCAAGCCCUCACCAAGGCCGGUGUCCGCGUCGAGGUCGACGUGCGAGAUGGGUACACUCCCGCUUGGAAGUUCAACGACUGGGAGCUCAAGGGAGUUCCUCUUCGCAUCGAAUUCGGACCCAAGGACUCCGCCAAGAAUGUAGUCAGCUGGGCUAGGCGUGACACUGGUGAGAAGGGUACCACUGAUAUUGCUGAGAUUGGAUCCAAAAUCCCCGAACUUCUCGAGACAAUUCAGCAGGAUCUGUACAACAAAGCCGAAAAGUCGUUCCGUGAGCACCGUCUCAACAUCACCAACUGGGAUGAAGUCCUCCCCGCUCUCGAUGCCAAGAACGUUGUUCUCAUUCCCUUCUGUCUCGACGGAAAGUGCGAGGAUAGGAUCAAGGAGCUCACCACGGGCAAGCCCGAGGAGACCACUGAAGGAGGCGCUCCCAAGGCCCCUACCAUGGGCAUGAAGAGUCUUUGCAUCCCCUUCGAGCAACCCGAAGGCCUUGUAAAGGGCGAGACGGACUGCCUCAACCCCGAAUGCAGCCGCAAGGCAGAGCAGUGGUGCAUGUUUGGACGCAGCUACUAA